UGUGAGGAAGGAGCUCAGAAGAGGCAAGAAAAGGAGCCAGGCAUGGCUCUUCCUCAGGGACGCCUGACCUUCAGGGAUGUGGCUAUAGAAUUCUCUUUGGUGGAGUGGAAAUGCCUGACCCCUGCACAGAGGGCUUUAUACCGGGAAGUGAUGUUGGAGAACUACAGGAACCUGGAGUCUGUGGAUAUCUCUUCCAAAUGCAUGAUGAAGAAGUUCUCAUUAACAGCACAGGGCAAUACAGAAAUGUUGCACACGGGGAGAUUGGAAGCACAUGAAAGUCAUCACAUUGGAGACUUUUGCUUCCAGGAAAUUGAGAAAGAUACUUAUGACUUUGAGUUUCAGUGGGAAAAAGAGGAGAGAAAUAGCCAUGAAACUCCUAUGACAAAAAUAAGAAAGUUGACUAGUAGUAUAGAGCGAUAUGAUCAAAGGCAUGCUGGAAACAAGCCUAUUAAAGAUGAGCUUGGAUUAAGCUUUCAUUCACAUCUCGCUGAAAUGCGCAUAUUUCAGACUGAAGGGAAAAUUGAUAAUCAAGUAGAGAAGUCUAGCAACGAUGCUUCCUCAGUUUUAACAUCCCAAAGAAUUUCUUGUGUGCCCCAACCCCAUAUUUCUAAUAACUAUGAAAAUAAUUUCCUCCAUUCUUCACUAGUCAUACAGCAACAGAAAGUACACAUGAGAGAAAAAUCUUUCCCAUGUAAUGAGAGUGGCAAAGCAUUUAAUUGUAGCUCACUGUUAGGGAAGCAUCAGAUAAUCCACUUAGGAGAGAUACAGUAUGAAUGUGAUGUAUGUGGAAAAGUCUUUAAUUGGAAGCAAUACCUUGCAUGCCAUGGUCGAUAUCACACUGGUGAGAAACCUUACAAGUGUAAUGAGUGUGGCAUGAACUUCAGUCGGCAGUCAAUCCUUACACAUCAUUGUACACUUCAUACUGUAGAGAAACCUUCCAAGUGUAAUGAAUGUGGCAGUACCUUUGGUCGACAUUCAGCCCUUGUAAUUCCUAAGGCAAUUUAUACAGGACAGAAAUCUUACAAGUGUAAUGAAUGUGGCAAGGCUUUUAAUCAACCAUCAAACCUUGCAAGUCAUCAUAGACUUCAUACUGGAGAGAAACCUUACAAAUGUGAAGAAUGUAAGAAAGAUUUUACUUGGAAAUCAGACCUUAAAAGACAUUGGAAAAUUCAUGGAGAGAAAUCAUACAAAUGUGAGGUCUGUGAGAAGGCUUUCAGGCGUCAUUCACACCUGUCACAACAUACUAGAACUCACACUAGAGAGAAACCUUACAAGUGUAAUGAAUGUGGCAAGUUUUUUAAUCAACAAUCAAACCUUUCAAGUCAUCUUCGAGUUCAUACUGGAGAGAAACCUUACAAAUGUGAAGAAUGUGACAAAGUUUUCAGAUGGAAAUCAGACCUUGAAAGACAUAAAAGAAUUCAUACUGGCGAGUCACCAUACAAAUGUAAGGUUUGUGAGAAGGCUUUCAGGCGUGGUUCACACCUGGCACAACAUACUAGAAUUCACACUGGAGAGAAACCUUACAAGUGUAAUGAAUGUGGCAAAACCUUCAGUCAAAUGUCGUCGCUUGUAUUCCAUCGUAGACUUCAUACUGGAGAGAAACCUUAG
Messenger RNA from Saimiri boliviensis boliviensis (Bolivian squirrel monkey), 1608 nucleotides. RefSeq lists its product as uncharacterized. Gene Ontology annotation, molecular function: RNA polymerase II cis-regulatory region sequence-specific DNA binding; DNA-binding transcription factor activity, RNA polymerase II-specific. NCBI's taxonomy places the organism in Eukaryota, Metazoa, Chordata, Mammalia, Primates, Cebidae. Gene Ontology annotation, biological process: regulation of DNA-templated transcription. The record is from RefSeq and is a predicted model, not a curated record.